AUGUCCAAGAAAGGGCGAAAUAAGGGCGAGAAGCCCGAGGCGCUCAUUGUCGCCCUUCAAGCUGCCAACGAAGACCUCAGGACCAAGCUCACAGACAUCCAGAUAGAGCUGCAUCAAGAGAAGUCCAAGGUAUCUAAACUCGAGAGAGAGAAGACUCAAGAAGCCAAGAGGAUCCGUGAGCUGGAGCAGCGCAAGCACACGGUGCUGGUGACGGAACUCAAAACCAAGCUCCACGAGGAGAAGAUGAAGGAGCUGCAGGCCGUGCGGGAGAAUCUCAUCAAGCAGCACGAGCAGGAAAUGGCCCGGACAGUGAAGGUGCGGGACGGGGAGAUCCAGAGGCUCAAGUCGGCGCUGUGUGCGCUCCGGGACGGCAGCAGCGACAAAGUAAGGACAGCGCUCACCAUCGAGGCCCGCGAGGAGGCCCGGAAACUUUUUGAUGCAGAGCGCCUUAAGCUCUUACAGGAAAUUGCGGACCUGAAAACGGCCAAGAAGCAGGUGGAUGAGGCGCUAAGCAAUAUGAUCCAAGCGGAUAAAAUCAAGGCUGGGGACCUCAGGAGUGAGCAUCAGUCCCACCAAGAAGCCAUCUCCAAGAUCAAGUGGGAGUCGGAGCGGGAUAUUCGGAGGCUGAUGGAUGAAAUCAAAGCCAAGGACAGGAUCAUCUUUUCCCUGGAAAAGGAACUGGAGACCCAAACAGGCUAUGUACAGAAACUCCAGCUGCAGAAGGAGGCUUUGGAUGAACAGCUCUUUCUGGUCAAGGAGGCUGAAUGUAACAUGAGCAGUCCAAAACGAGAAAUUCCGGGAAGGGCAGGAGAUGGCUCUGAACACUGCAGCAGUCCUGAUUUGCGAAGAAAUCAAAAGAGAAUAGCUGAGUUGAACGCCACUAUAAGAAAAUUAGAAGACAGGAAUACCUUGCUUGGAGAUGAACGAAAUGAAUUGUUAAAACGCGUGCGGGAAACCGAAAAACAAUGUAAACCUCUUCUGGAAAGGAACAAGUGCCUCGCCAAGAGAAAUGAUGAACUGGUGGUGUCUUUGCAGCGCAUGGAAGAGAAACUAAAAGCCGUUACCAAGGAAAAUUCAGAAAUGAGAGAAAAAAUUACAUCUCAUCCACCCUUGAAGAAAUUAAAAUCUCUGAAUGACCUCGAUCAAGCUAAUGAAGAACAAGAGACAGAGUUUCUAAAACUUCAGGUCAUUGAGCAACAGAACAUUAUUGAUGAGCUCACAAGGGACCGGGAAAAGCUCAUUCGUAGGAGAAAGCAUAGAAGAAGUUCCAAGCCAAUUAAGAGGCCUGUUUUGGACCCAUUUAUUGGCUACGAUGAGGACUCCAUGGAUUCGGAAACAUCAUCCAUGGCCUCAUUUAGAACAGACCGAACGCCAGCUACUCCUGACGAUGACUUGGAUGAAAGUCUAGCAGCUGAAGAAUCUGAGCUACGAUUCCGACAAUUAACAAAAGAGUACCAGGCUCUCCAAAGAGCCUAUGCCCUCUUGCAGGAGCAGACUGGAGGCAUCAUUGAUGCUGAAAGAGAAGCCAAGGCUCAAGAGCAACUCCAGGCAGAGGUGCUAAGGUAUAAAGCCAAAAUUGAAGAUCUGGAAGCGACUCUGGCUCAGAAAGGGCAGGAUUCACACUGGGUAGAAGAUAAACAACUUUUCAUUAAGAGAAACCAGGAGCUUUUAGAAAAGAUAGAAAAACAAGAGGCAGAAAAUCACCGGCUCCAACAGGAACUGCAGGAUGCCAGAGACCAGAAUGAGCUGCUGGAGUUUCGAAAUCUAGAGCUAGAAGAAAGAGAGAGACGAUCCCCUCCAUUUAAUCUGCAAAUUCACCCAUUCUCAGAUGGUGUGAGUGCUCUACAGAUCUACUGUAUGAAAGAAGGUGUCAAGGAUGUGAACAUCCCUGAUCUCAUAAAGCAGCUUGAUAUCUUGGGUGAUAACGGGAAUUUAAGAAAUGAAGAGCAAGUGGCUAUAAUUCAGGCCAGCACUGUGCUGUCCCUGGCAGAAAAGUGGAUCCAGCAAAUUGAAGGAGCAGAGGCUGCCCUGCACCAGAAAAUGAUGGAAUUAGAAAGUGACAUGGAACAAUUCUGCAAAAUCAAAGGCUAUCUGGAAGAAGAACUAGACUACAGGAAACAAGCUCUCGACCAAGCAUAUAUGAGAAUCCAGGAACUAGAAGCAACUUUGUACAAUGCUCUGCAGCAAGAAACUGUUAUCAAGUUUGGUGAAUUAUUAACUGAAAAACAGCAAGAGGAGCUGAGGACAGCAGUGGAAAAGUUACGGCGGCAGAUGCUGAGGAAGAGCAGAGAGUACGACUGUCAGAUUCUUCAGGAGAGAAUGGAGCUCUUACAGCAAGCUCAUCAGAGAAUUCGUGACUUAGAAGAUAAAACAGACAUCCAGAAAAGACAGAUAAAGGACUUAGAAGAAAAGUUUCUGUUUCUAUUCUUGUUCUUCUCUCUUGCCUUUAUUCUAUGGCCUUGA
Messenger RNA from Eubalaena glacialis (North Atlantic right whale), 2463 nucleotides. It is a transcript of the gene JAKMIP2, whose product is annotated as janus kinase and microtubule interacting protein 2. Bases 1 to 2463 code for a protein of 820 amino acids. NCBI's taxonomy places the organism in Eukaryota, Metazoa, Chordata, Mammalia, Artiodactyla, Balaenidae. The record is from RefSeq and is a predicted model, not a curated record. The transcript is spliced from 20 exons. Gene Ontology annotation, molecular function: kinase binding; microtubule binding.